AUGAAGAGGCUAUCGAUAGCACCUCCUACGUCGAGAAGAAAAUCAGGAGCUGCGUCACUGGAAGAUUACAAUGCGAGAAAAGUUUUGGAACAAUUAGAUCAGGACACCACCUUGGUGCUUCAAGAUAUCGAUAAGAAUAUCUCGCGAGCCAAUGCAAUCAUAAACGACAAAUUGAAACCUGCUAUUCAAGAGUACGGUGUUGAAAGUUGGAAAGUCUGGCAUAAUUCAGGAUUUUGGAAGAAGUUUUUCGAGCAGUCAGCCAAUGUUGUGUUGAACAGUUAUGAAGCCCCCAUAAAUGAAGUACAAUCGAGUUCGAACUUUUUGAGUGAAAUGGAAGACGAGGAAAUUGAAGAGCAACCCAAGACACUCACAUCUCUUGACACCAGACGUCCCGAUUUGAAACAUCUUGCUGAAGAAGAUACGGCAACGUGGUCAACUGAACAACAGAAUCUUAAUAGGCAAUUGUCAGCAUCGACUCCUCACAGGGGCCAAAAGCAAGCAGAACUGAAUAGGACGAAAUUUGCAGCAACUCAAAGGAUGGUAAGACUUCCUGACAGUGUCAGUUUAGAGCCCCCCAAUUCCGGGGCUAUAAGGUUGUCUCCCACGAGACGUCAGUCGAAAAAUUCUCCAACUCGAUUUCAAACUAUACGUCAGUCGCUAGAUUCCAUCCACAGGAUAUCAAUUUCACCUCGCAAACAGAGAACCCCGAUCACCACUAGGAAUCCGGCACUUCAAGAUCUUCUCAACUCUUCGCCCACUUUCCCUGAGCCUCCGAUCUUGCAGUCAGAGAUAGGAAGCGAAGCGUCAAGAGUUCCAAGUCAGCAGCAAACACCGGGCUUCGGCUCUGAUCGUGAAGGAAAUAUACAAAAGUUCCCAAACACCCCGAAGUAUUCCUCGUCGCGGUAUAGUAAUUCAUCUACCAAUACACCACUAGUAGCUACUCGUGGCGAUAUCGAUAACGAGGAGGAGGAUGAUGAUGAUGAUGACGAUGAUUUACAACCACCAAAAUUAGAAAGCGAGACUAGUCAGAAAAGUCCAGCCUUGUUAGAUAGUGAAUCAAGUGAGGAUCCAUUACCAGAACUAACCACAAUUGAAUUGAAAAGCGGCAGAAAACGGUCAAAAACUUCCCCUUCAUCAGAGGCAUCAUCGAAUAAGAGAAGAUCAUCAGGACAAAGAUCCGAAGAUUUGCGUGACACUGCUGAGGAGGAGAACGUUUUUCUAGAUAGAUCGCAUGAAGCAACACGCGAAUCGAAAGGUCCUGUGCAAAACGAAGACAAUAGCGAGCAUUCGCGGUCGAUUUCCCAAAUUUAUGCUGAGGGUAUAUCCAAAUUGAAGGAAGGCUCAGAGAUGGCAACAAAAGUCCACGAGUCGGAAACUACCACAAAUUUGACCAGGGAUAUUACAAGGGAAACUACGGAGACCUUGACUGGCGACUUGGGUCCCUUAAAAGAGCGCUGGAGGAAAUUUGCCAAAUUUGAUGUGCAGUAG
Molecule: messenger RNA, 1488 nt
Organism: Lodderomyces theae
Lineage: Eukaryota; Fungi; Ascomycota; Pichiomycetes; Serinales; Debaryomycetaceae
Gene: ASK1
Product: Ask1p
Exons: 1
Coding region: 1-1488 (495 amino acids)
Biological process (GO): attachment of spindle microtubules to kinetochore
Cellular component (GO): DASH complex; mitotic spindle; mitotic spindle pole body
Source: RefSeq, a predicted model, not a curated record